UUUGUUCUUCGCCUGAGGAAGCAGCAGGAGCUCUAACGACGCAGGUGCCGAGGGGCCCUGGUGUAACCUGAGAAGGCGGGCGUGGCCGGCUGAGAGGGGUUUACCUGCGGAACCUGUCGAGCCGCUCGAGAGAAAAGGAGGAGAAAGGGUGCAGCGGAGUCACGGAAGCUUGAGAAAAAAGCAGCGUUCGUGGCGUGCCUCGUUACUUUUGCCCACCUGCCCGUCUACCUGCUUCCUCCUCUCACCAGCGAUGGCUCUGCCCCGUGGGGCUUUCUUGUUGCUGGCGCUCGUCGCUGCUGUGAGCUGCCAAGGAGAUCCAUGUGUAUGUGAGAAGAACAAACGGACAGUAGACUGCAAUCAAGUUGACAAUAUAUGCAAAUGUAAAUCUUAUGGUUCCAAUAUUACAGUGGACUGCACAACAUUGACAUCAAAAUGCUUGCUGAUGAAAGCAGAAGUGGUUGGUUCAAAGACUGGUAGAAGUAAAAAACCAGAAAAUGCAUACGUAGAUAAUGAUGGCAUUUAUGACCCAGAAUGUGAUAACAAGGGUAACUUCAAAGCUAAGCAGUGCAAUGGGACAAGCACUUGCUGGUGUGUCAACUCUGCUGGAGUAAGAAGAACUGAGAAGAGUGAUAAAAACAUUACAUGCAAUGAAGUAGUAAGGACAAGCUGGAUCAUGAUUGAAACAAAACACACUGAGAAUACUGCUUUGGGCACAGAACCUGUUGUGCGGGCUAUCAAAGAUGCAAUCUCUGAACGUUACCACCUGAAUUCAAAGCACAUACAUGUUAUGUAUGAAAAGCCUUCAAUUGUGAUUGAACUGAAACAAAACAUUUCAGAGAAAUCUCCUACAGAUGUGGACAUAGCUGAUGUGGCAUACUACUUUGAAAAAGAUGCCAAAGAGGAUCCCCUGACCACAGAAAAACUUGGUGUUAUGGUUGCAGGACAACCUCUUCAGUUUAAAGAUACUAUAAUCUACUAUGUUGAUGAGAAGGCGCCAGAGUUCAAAAUGAAACGUUUGACGGCUGGUGUUAUUGCUGUAAUCGUGGUUGUAAUAUUGGCAGUAGUUGCUGGUAUUCUUGUACUGGUCUUCACUAGAAGAAAGAGGGGGAAAUAUGAAAAAGCUGAGGUAAAGGAAAUGAAUGAAAUGCACAGAGAACUAAACUCGUAACUGCUGUAACAUGAAACACAAGGAAGAAUGUGGUAAAAGCGUAAAGACGGAAGAUUAAUCGUAUGGACUUUGCAUUUUUAUACAUCCCUAUAGUUGAGUAAGAUUACUUCAGAUAUUGAAACUAGACUGACUUGUGUUGCAUUUUUGGGGCUGCCAAAGAUUUGAGAACUAGUUUGGCCAGAUGAAUGUCAUGCCUCUAUCACUGUUACUGAUGUAACAUUAGUGAUGCCUUAUUGUUGGAUGUGUGCUAAAUGAGACCAUAUUAUGUAAAAGUUUUUGCAAGUGUCCAGUAAGUUACUAGAUGUCUAGGCUGCUAGACAUUUCUCUGGCAUAUAAUGGAAUGUGCUGUGUAUUUUUUUUAAUGUUUGUAAAUAUUUUUCUUCAA
Elgaria multicarinata webbii is the source of this 1553-nucleotide messenger RNA. RefSeq names its product epithelial cell adhesion molecule (gene EPCAM). Gene Ontology annotation, cellular component: membrane; bicellular tight junction. Gene Ontology annotation, molecular function: cadherin binding involved in cell-cell adhesion. The record is from RefSeq and is a predicted model, not a curated record. The coding region runs from base 251 to 1168 and encodes 305 amino acids. Lineage: Eukaryota; Metazoa; Chordata; Lepidosauria; Squamata; Anguidae. The transcript has 9 exons.